Fukomys damarensis (Damara mole-rat) is the source of this 8634-nucleotide messenger RNA. RefSeq names its product insulin receptor (gene Insr). Gene Ontology annotation, cellular component: membrane; insulin receptor complex; axon. Gene Ontology annotation, molecular function: ATP binding; insulin receptor substrate binding; insulin receptor activity. Gene Ontology annotation, biological process: protein autophosphorylation; glucose homeostasis; cell surface receptor protein tyrosine kinase signaling pathway. The transcript is spliced from 23 exons. The record is from RefSeq and is a predicted model, not a curated record. NCBI's taxonomy places the organism in Eukaryota, Metazoa, Chordata, Mammalia, Rodentia, Bathyergidae. The coding region runs from base 1 to 4182 and encodes 1393 amino acids.
AUGCAUCUCAACUCUGUCCAGUGUGACAGCCGCAUCUGCCUCUUCAGCCCUCGAAAUUGUGGCCGGCUGUUUUUAGCGUCCGCAUCCGCCUUCCUGCGCCUUAACGUACUGCGCUCCAUGAUCCGCCGUGUUGUGUGCCCGGGCAUGGACAUCCGCAACAACCUCACCAGGCUGCACAGUCUGGAGAACUGUUCCAUCAUCGAGGGGCACCUGCAGAUACUCUUGAUGUUCAAGACGAAGCCGGAGGACUUCCGAGACCUCAGUUUCCCCAAACUCGUCAUGAUCACCGACUACUUGCUGCUCUUUCGGGUCUACGGGCUCGAGAGCCUGAGGGACCUGUUCCCCAACCUCACGGUCAUCCGCGGCUCCCGCCUCUUCUUUAACUACGCGCUGGUCAUCUUUGAGAUGGUCCACCUGAAGGAGUUGGGGCUGUACAGCCUCAUGAACAUCACGCGCGGCUCCGUGCGCAUCGAGAAGAACAACGAGCUCUGCUAUUUGGCCACCAUCGACUGGUCCCGCAUCCUGGACUCCGUGGAGGACAAUUACAUCGUGCUGAACAAGGAUGACAACGAGGAAUGUGGGGACAUCUGCCCGGGCACCGCGAAGGGCAAGACCAGCUGUCCCGCGACGGUGCUCAACGGGCAGUUCAUCGAGCGCUGCUGGACGCACAGCCACUGUCAGAAAGUCUGCCCGACCAUCUGCAAGUCCCACGGCUGCACGGCGCAAGGCCUCUGCUGUCACAGCGAAUGCCUGGGCAACUGCUCCGAGCCUGACGACCCCACCAAGUGCGUGGCUUGCCGCAACUUCUACCUGGACGGCAGGUGCGUGCCGACCUGCCCGCCCCCCUACUACCGCUUCCAGGACUGGCGCUGUGUGAACUUCAGCUUCUGCCGGGACCUACACGAUAGCUGCAGGAACUCUCGCAAGCAAGGCUGCCCCCAGUACGUCAUUCACAACGGCAGGUGCAUCCCCGAGUGUCCCUCUGGGUACACGAUGAACUCCAGCAACCUGAUGUGCACCCCGUGCCUGGGCCCCUGCCCCAAGGUCUGUAACCUGCUGGACAGUGUGAAGACCAUCGACUCUGUCACGUCGGCCCAGGAGCUUCGAGGUUGCACCGUGAUCAACGGGAGCCUCAUCAUCAACAUCCGGGGAGGCAACAAUCUGGCCGCGGAGCUGGAGGCUAACCUGGGCCUCAUUGAGGAGAUUUCAGGGUAUCUAAAGAUCCGCCGAUCCUACGCUCUUGUAUCACUUUCCUUCUUCCGGAAGUUACGCUUGAUUCAAGGGAAGGACUUGGAAAUUGGGAACUACUCUUUCUACGCCUUGGACAACCAGAACCUCCGGCAGCUGUGGGACUGGAGCAAACACAACCUCACCAUCACCCAGGGGAAACUCUUUUUCCACUAUAAUCCCAAACUGUGCCUGUCGGAAAUCCACAAGAUGGAGGAAGUCUCGGGAACCAAGGGGCGCCAGGAGAGGAACGACAUCGCCCUCAAGACGAACGGGGACCAGGCAUCCUGUGAAAAUGAAUUACUUAAAUUUUCUUCCAUCCGGACAAACUUUGACAAGAUCUUGCUGAAAUGGGAGCCCUACUGGCCCCCCGACUUCAGGGACCUCUUAGGGUUCAUGCUGUUCUACAAAGAGGCCCCUUAUCAGAACGUGACAGAGUUUGACGGGCAGGACGCCUGUGGCUCCAACAGCUGGACCGUGGUGGACAUCGAGCCGCCCCCGAGAUCCAAUGACCCCAAGCUGCAGAGCCACCCUGGGUGGCUGAUGAGGGGCCUCAAGCCCUGGACCCAGUAUGCCAUCUUCGUCAAGACCUUGGUCACCUUUUCUGACGAACGCCGGACCUAUGGGGCCAAGAGCGACAUCCUCUAUGUGCAGACCAAUGCCACCAACCCGUCCGUCCCGCUGGACCCCAUCUCUGUGUCGAAUUCUUCGUCCCAGAUUAUCUUGAAGUGGAAGCCUCCCUCGGACCCCAACGGCAACAUCACGCACUACCUGGUUUACUGGCAGAGGCAGGAGGAGGACAGUGAGCUGUACGAGUUGGAUUAUUGCCUCAAAGGGCUGAAGCCGCCCUCCCGGGCGUGGUCUCCACCCUUCGAGUCCUACGACGCCCAGAAACGCAACCAGAGCGAGUACGAGGAGUCGGCAGGCGAGUGCUGCUCCUGCCCCAAGACUGACUCUCAGAUCCUCAAGGAGCUGGAGGAGUCCUCGUUCAGGAAGACUUUCGAGGAUUAUCUGCACAACGUGGUCUUCGUGCCCAGAAAUCCCUCUGCAGACAGUGGUGCCCAGGACCCUAGGCCCUCCCGGAAGCGCAGGUCCCUGGCUGAGGCAGCCAACGCGACCACGGCUGUGCCUUCGGUGCCGGGCUUCUCCAACCUCUCCUCCGUCAGCGUGCCCACUGACCAGGAGGAGCACAGGCCCUUCGAGAAGGUGGUGAGCAAGGAAUCACUGGUCAUCUCCGGCCUUCGACACUUCACUGGCUAUCGGAUUGAGCUGCAGGCCUGCAACCAGGACGCCCCGGCGGAGAGGUGCAGUGUGGCCGCCUACGUCAGCGCCCGGACCAUGCCCGAAGCCAAGGCGGAUGACAUCGUGGGCCCCGUGACCCACGAAAUCUUCGACAACAACGCCGUCCACUUGAUGUGGCAAGAACCGAAGGAGCCCAAUGGCCUGAUCGUGCUGUAUGAAGUCAGUUACCGGCGGUACGGGGAAGAGGAGCUGCACCUGUGUGUCUCCCGGAAGCACUACGCCCUGGAGAAGGGCUGCAGGCUGCGAGGGCUGCAGCCGGGCAACUACAGCGUGCGGAUCCGGGCCACCUCCCUGGCGGGCAACGGCUCCUGGACAGAAGCCACCUAUUUCUACGUGACAAAUUAUUCAGAUGUCUCAUCAAAUAUUGCAAAGAUGAUCAUUGGUCCCCUCAUCUUCGUCUUCCUCUUCAGUGUUGUGAUCGGGAGUAUUUAUCUAUUCCUGAGAAAGAGACAGCCGGAUGGGCCAAUGGGACCGCUGUACGCUUCCUCAAACCCUGAGUACCUCAGCGCCAGCGACGUGUUUCCGUGUUCUGUGUAUGUGCCGGACGAGUGGGAGGUGCCUCGAGAGAAGAUCACCCUCCUGCGAGAGCUGGGGCAGGGCUCCUUUGGCAUGGUGUAUGAGGGAAAUGCCAAGGACAUCGUCAAGGGUGAAGCGGAGACUCGAGUGGCGGUGAAGACGGUCAACGAGGCAGCCAGUCUCCGAGAGAGGAUCGAAUUCCUCAACGAGGCCUCUGUCAUGAAGGGCUUCACAUGUCACCACGUGGUCCGGCUCCUGGGGGUGGUGUCCAAGGGCCAGCCGACCCUGGUGGUGAUGGAGUUGAUGGCCCACGGAGAUUUGAAGAGCUACCUCCGCUCCCUGCGGCCGGAGUCUGAGAAUAACCCUGGCCGCCCUCCCCCUACCCUACAAGAGAUGACCCAGAUGGCGGCGGAGAUUGCCGAUGGGAUGGCGUACCUGAACGCCAAGAAGUUCGUACACCGGGACUUGGCAGCUCGAAACUGCAUGGUUGCCCAUGAUUUUACUGUCAAAAUCGGAGACUUCGGGAUGACCAGAGACAUCUACGAGACGGAUUACUACCGGAAGGGAGGCAAAGGACUGCUCCCCGUGCGGUGGAUGGCGCCGGAGUCCUUGAAGGAUGGGGUCUUCACCACUUCUUCUGACAUGUGGUCCUUUGGUGUCGUCCUUUGGGAAAUCACCAGCUUGGCAGAACAGCCUUACCAAGGCCUGUCUAACGAACAGGUGUUGAAAUUUGUCAUGGAUGGAGGGUACCUGGACCAGCCCGACAAUUGUCCAGAGAGAGUCACGGACCUGAUGCGUAUGUGCUGGCAGUUUAACCCCAAGAUGCGGCCAACCUUCUUGGAGAUCAUCAACCUGCUGAAGGACGACCUGCACCCCAGCUUCCCAGAAGUCUCUUUCUUCCACAGCGAGGAGAACAAGGCCCCGGACAGCGAGGAGCUGGAGGUGGAGUUCGAGGACAUGGAGAACGUGCCCUUGGACCGGUCCUCACACUGUCAGAGGGAGGAGGCCGGGGGCCGGGAGGGAGGGUCCUCGCUGGGCAUCAAGCGGAACUAUGACGAGCACAUCCCGUACACCCACAUGAACGGGGGCCGGAAGAACGGGCGGAUUCUGCCCCUGCCCCGGUCCAGCCCUUCCUAACAGUGCCUGCCCGGGGAAGGGCUGCCCGCGUCGUCCUACUUUCCUCUGGUUUUUGGACGCCUCCAGAAAACUCAGGACUCUCACGACUCUACCCCCGUGUCAAACGGAGCUCCGACGGUUCCCGGACAGUUUCGCUCGUCUUUUCAUCGGAAGCGUAUGGAUGUGACUUCCGCUCCAACCCAUCUUCGUCAGAGGAUUUCACUGUGAACCUGGAGGGGACGGGGUUUCCACAGCUGCUGCCUGUUUUGCCACAAACAGUUUCAAACCAGGACUCUUCCUUUUCUUUUGCUUUUCUGUUUCCGUAGGAGACUGAGGGGAAAAAAACAAAAAAGCACCUGUUUUGACAAAGAUUUUUUUUUUUUCCUUUUUUUCUUUUGCUGGCGUCUGAGCUAUAAGACAAAUCUUGUUUGUGGAACAAAAGUUGGCAAGGAAGGAGAAACAAAACCCUGUUUCAGGAGAAAUCCAAGCUUUGACAGGGUGAGCUUUGAGGUGUUUUUCUCAUCCAGGUGAAAGGAUUUUAUUUUAUUUUUCUUAUUCACAAAAAUCAGUUCCUCAAAUUGACCAAUAGCUGCUGCUUUCAUAUUUUUGAGAAAGGGUGUGCAGUCCCCGCGUGUGUGCACGUACACACGUGUGCACCCGUAAGCAUGUGCGUCCAGGUUAGAGCCUGCCGGUGUGUGCGUGUGUGUGUGUGUGUGUGUGCGCGCGUGUGUAAAAUAUUCAUGCCGGGUUGAUGCUUUGGGUAUCGGCUCAUGAAAGGUUCUGCUGUUCGGUGUGUUUAAAGUUCACAUCCUUUUCUGCCCUUCCUUUGUGUUACCGGGAGGCUGUGUCCUCAACACAUUCUCCUCGUGUAGAAAUCUUGCCUCAGGUGUCUUCUCUUUCCUUCCCGUUGGUGACAAAAUGUUUUCCAGGAGCUGAGCAAGAAGCGUUUAGAUUGGAGUGGUCGUGGAGCUUUGGAAGACCAGAAAAGCCAGAACAAAAAAAUAUAAUGGAAGAAGAAAAAGGAGGAGGAGGAGGAGGAGGAGGAGGAGAAAAAGAAACAGAAGAAGUAGAAGAAGAAAGAACUGAGAUGACAAAAGGAUUGAGAACAUAUUUGUAACAUAUCUAAUUUUGGGGAAAUCUCUGGCAUUAGCCUUAUAAGUGAUUGGCCGUCUCCUAGGUGUUGGGAGGGUCUUCCUGUCGGGGGAGAGGGAGCAAGGCACAAAUGCCCUCCUUGUGCGGUCCUAGAGGCACCCUCUUCUGGGAAUCUAGCCACAUUAGCUGCUAACCCUUUUGGACAUCGUGAGGCCACAUGGAGGAUGUGGGUGGCUGGGAUUUGUGGAUGGUGAGGCUCAGGCCCUAAGUUCCACAGGAAGCUUCCCGCCUGGAUAAGCCGGUGAUUAUCUGGAGCCGAGCCUGCCCUUCAGAACGCCUGUGUGCUGGAUUCUCUGUGUGUGCCAUGCCUCUGAGGCACUCCUCCUCCUAGGCCUGUGCCUUUCUCGGUUAUGAUGCAAACAUGACAGACUCUGAUCCCAAAGGCCCACAGCAAUGGACGGACUUUGAAAACGCUAAGCAAUAUCAAAGGAGAGGCCCCUCUGUGGGUGCCCCUCUACUCUUGGGGCAUCUGACCAUCCUCAGAGCCAAACUCCCAGAGCUGCUCUGUGCCCAGAGACCGCAGCUGGGCCAGAUGUGCCUGAGCGAAUAUAUUUCUCAGGUGCUUAUAAUGUUGCAAUCCCCUAAGAUACUUCAAGCCGGGAGGAGAAAGCAUCAAAGGCCUUCCCAUCAAUGAGGACUUCCACUUGGAUGUGACCCACUGUUUCCUGUUCUUGUGAAAAGAACCACAGCUGCUCAAGAGAAGAAAAAGGAUUCAUCAAAAUUACCACCCGGGGGUUCUCCCUGCAUGCAUUUUUCUCCUAAGUGUUUGAUUGCUUCCUUCUUUUCGUAAGAGAAAAGUUGAGGGAGAGAUGUGAAAUGGCAGCCUCCAGGCCCACUCAGUUCUGGAUUAAGGAACACAGGUGCACCCACAUCCCAAUUGCCUAUUGCAUUUAGAUGAUUUGAGAAAUUACAGCAUGCAACAUAUGGCUGGGGAGCAUCCACGGUGGAUACAAGAAGCAAGAGUACAGAAAUUACGUUUGCCAAAAUUGACCUGUGAAUAGAAGAGGGUCUGUAUGUAAAUUAAAGACACACAUAGAUCUAGGUAUUUUGUUCUUUUCGUAGUAAAUUUGUAGUGGCCGUAUAUGACAGUAGCAGCCAUUUUCACAUUUUUCUAAUUCAGAAAAGGUUUUUCUUAUAUUACUGGGGGAAAGUAUUUAUUUUAAUAUAUAAAAUCACUCUAAAAUCACUUUUGAAAAAAUGGAGUGCAUGUAAAUUUUUAUCAAGGAAAAAUAAACAGGUGAAUGUGGGUAUGAUUUUUUUUUUUUUUUCAGCACAGUCUACCUCAGCGUAUUGUUAGGAUGUGGUUCAGUUACGGACGUCUUCGACACAUCAGAAUCCUGUUUGGAUCCAGUCUGUAUUAGGGAAGAUAGGUAUCACCUGGUUCUGAAUGCCAAGGACCAGUAAGGAUUUUGAGGGAGGAAGUUGGGAUGGAGAACUUGUGACCUUCACAUGACAUCAAUCCGUUGACUCCUGGCUGACAAUAUUCCCUGCAUUUAAUCUUCAUUUUAAAAGCGAAAUCCUCUGUCUGCCGACCCCAUGCUCCCCAAACGUAAACCAAGUUUUAGGCCGUGAUGAUGUAUCUGACAGAUGGGGUACCCGGUCUUACCUUUCUUUGGUGAGAGGGCCGGAUCCCAUGUCCUGUUGAGGCCAAGACAGCCUUUGACUCACAGCCAGGGCCUCGCGCGUCCCACCAAGUGCCCCCGAAGUGAGAACAAAGGCACCCAGGUGCUCCGGUGGUUUGUUCCUACUCCUUUCAGACUGGAGAUGCUCUCUGUCAACAGAAUGAAUUUUAUUCUUGAGCACCUCACACACGACAACGACGGCAAUGUUUCUUUCUUUUUUUUUUCCUCUGAGCGGGAAAGAAGCAUUUCUGGAAACCCCAAUCUGAAACUCAUCCGUGUAUGGAAUGCGUUUUUUAGCAACAGAACCUUGGACCCCUGUGCGAAGGUCGGGCCGACCUCCAGCGGAUGCUGAUUGACUUCGUGCUAAUUUGAGAGCCUCUCUGCGGCUCCAGGCAGGGCCAGCACAGUUUUGUCACACUGCACACCUCACUGUUUUGUAUCUUUAGACUCUACCCUUCCCAACUCACUCUUCUGCCCCGGAGAGGGGUAGAGAGCUGGACCCACCUUGUGCGGGUGGGACUUCACCGAUUUCAUUCUGAUGUCUGCGGUGGCUCCGUGGAGGGAAAAAGAGAAGCAGUUGAAGGCCACAGAUUUCCUUUUAUCACGGAAACGUUGACCUCAGAACAACAGGACUUUGGCUGUAGAAAGGCAGAGUGUCCUGAGAGUUCGUAGUGAUGCGAUGGGUUAUAAAAAAAAAAAAAAGCAACGGAACCAGAUUGGGUUGACAUGGUUUAUUUUUUAAAGAAGGCUCCCGGUUAUAAAACAUUUUUUUCUCGACACAGUGGAAUCCAUGCUGUCAUAGUCCUUCUGGGAGGAGAACACCAAACAUCACUUUCUCCAUGGGUCAGCAAGCACAUACCAGGGAGUGGGCUGGUUUGGGAGCUGUCCUAGGUUCUGUCUGUCAUUUGAAGUUGGUACAGUGCAGAAGUAAUUACUGGUUCUCUAGGUAUAGGCUGAGCAAAAUCGAUUGAGAUUGUGGGUACUGAUGCAAGGGUCUGUGCGUAAAAUGCUGUGAUUUCUACCAAGGCACCCUAAGAUGCACGCAUUGGGUUGGGAGCUGUUUAUUUGGGUGGACGUUUGGGGUGAGAUGUCUGUUGGGUGCUGUCUGGUGAGUCCUUGAUACGUUAGGCUCUUCAGAAAUGAUGGCUCUGUUGGGGCUGGGGAAAGAGGAGUGCUGAUUGUUUUAUAAAGGCUGUACGCAGAGUAGUGCCACUUUGAAAAAAUCUUCGAAAACGUCCUUCCGAAUGCUAAUUUGCAGCUUAUGGGAGGCUGGCUGAGGGAAGAACAGACCAACAAUUGUUCAGAAUACACACAGAAGAAUUUUACGGACUUUUCGGGAGUUGUGACCUAAGGCAAAUGUGUCCCUGUCCCUAAGACCGGGAGGGGAGUAAUGACUUAGCGUGAGUUCAUUGUCACUGUCUGCGAACCAUCAGAGUCCAAGACCAGCCUCCGGCCAAAUUUUAUCUAAGUGUGGGCCCUAAAAAUCCUUGGUAGAAACCAGAUCAUGAACCUAGGGCUCUUGGCCCCACCUGAGAAAGAAGGAACGGCUCCCAGACACAAUGUGCACUCUUGUACAUAUUCAGGAAUGGCUUGUUUGGGUCGUUACACUCUGUGUCAGUUGCUGCUCCAUUCGUGUGCCUGGGUGGCCUCGGCCCUGCCCGUCAAAGGCGCGGGAUUCACUGUGCCACCACUUCUGCCG